ACUCUGCACUGCACCAAACCCGGCACUAACGGGCUUCGCUGCAUACGCAGAUGAUGUUGUCCUUUGGGCUUCCGGAUCAUCUCAAUUCGAAGUAGAUUGCAAACUCCAGCUAGUCUUAAAUCGGGUCCAGUCUUGGGUAGAGUCGGUUGGAAUGGAGUUAGCAGAAGAUAAGACUCGUCUUAUCUACUUCACAAAAACUAAGC
Molecule: messenger RNA, 203 nt
Organism: Perkinsus marinus ATCC 50983
Lineage: Eukaryota; Perkinsozoa; Perkinsida; Perkinsidae
Exons: 1
Source: RefSeq, a predicted model, not a curated record